Messenger RNA from Chroicocephalus ridibundus (black-headed gull), 555 nucleotides. RefSeq names its product interferon kappa-like. NCBI's taxonomy places the organism in Eukaryota, Metazoa, Chordata, Aves, Charadriiformes, Laridae. The transcript has a single exon. Gene Ontology annotation, molecular function: cytokine receptor binding. Gene Ontology annotation, biological process: defense response. Gene Ontology annotation, cellular component: extracellular region. The coding region runs from base 1 to 555 and encodes 184 amino acids. The record is from RefSeq and is a predicted model, not a curated record.
AUGAAUGCUUUUGGCUUGCUACUAAUUGGCCUCAUACUGUUGUGCACCACUACCACCUCCAGCCUUCAGUGUAAUCACCUUCCUUUACAGCAAAGAAAAGUGAUUGAGAACAGCCUGCGACUUUUGGACAAAAUGGGCAAAAAGUUUCCUGAACAAUGUCUAAGAGAGAAAAUGUCCUUCAGAUUUCCUGAGCAGGUUCUAAAGCCCAGACAGAAAGAGACUGUCAAAAUGGCCAUUGAAGAAAUCUUCCAACACAUCUUCUAUAUCUUUAGCAAAAAUAUGACUCUGGCUGCUUGGGAUGGGACAGCUUUAGAACAAUUCCAAAAUGGACUUUAUCAGCAAAUUGAGCAAUUGGAGGCAUGUGUAAUCAAGAAGAAAACCCACUAUUUUUGGAGUAAAGAAGUCAACAGGCUGAAACUGAAAAAGUACUUCCAAAAAAUAGACUGUUUUCUUAAAGACAAACAACACAACCUGUGCUCCUGGGAGAUCAGCCGUGCAGAAAUGAGGAGAUGUCUUCAAUUGAUUGAUAAAGUCAUAAGGAGGCUUAACAACUAA